UUUAAACAUACAAAUAAAAGUACCCAAAGUAUAAUAUGUCUUCAAUAAAUGUGGACAUCUACUAGGAUAUUUAUGAGCAUAUCAUCUCAUCUGAUAGAAAGCUUUUGAAGCUGGGGAUUAUGCUUGGUUAUUCUGUUGGGAGGAAUAAAAUGUACAUACAGUGGGAUGCACAAAUACUGAAAAAUACCAUUCAAUGAGUUUUGAUGAACUCAUAAUCUUGUGUAACCCAAAACUCUAAAACAUGAUUAUUACCAUCACCUCAAAAAGUUCUCUUAGCUUCUUCUAGUCAGUUUCCACUCCCCUGGACGCAACUGCUAUUUUGAUUUUUCCACCGCAGGUCAUUUUGCAUUUUCUAGAAUGGCAUAUGAAUGGAAUCUUACAAUAGGUAUUCUUUUAUGUCUGGCUUCUUUCAUUAGGUAUAAUGUUUUUGAUAUCUAUCCACAUUGGUAUCCCUGUCGGUAGUGGCUUUCUUAUUAUUGCUGAUUAGCAUCACUUUUAUAUGAAUAUAUCACAGCUUAUUUAUCCCUUCUUUUUUUUUGAUUGACACCUGGGCUCCUUCCAUUUUUUUUUCUUUUUUUUUUUUUGGCUAUUAUGCAUACAGUGGCUAUAACCACUCUUGUAAAAGUCUUUUUGUGAACUUUUGUUUCUCUUGGGUAAAUACCUCCAAGUGGAAUUGCUGGGACUAGAUAGGUGCUUGCCUAGUUUUAUAAGAAAAUGCCAGAUGUUGUCAAAGAGGUUGUGUCAUUUUAUACUCUUACAAACAAUGUGUGAGAAUUCUGCUUGCUCCUUCCACGAGACUGCUUUUUCUCUUAUCAAAAAGCAGAGAUCCUGUGAGUUAAUAAAAUAAACUGUGAUGCGUCUAGUACCCAUACUCCCAUAUUUCAGAUGGAAAGUUGCCUCCAACCAAAAUCAUGCCUCCUGGUUAUGAUGGUUAUGACUUUAUCACCAGGGCAAACUCUUUGUCUACUGACAGGAUUUUGGACACACACAAAAACGUGUGGUUCUGACAGGACUUAUGCUAAGUAAAGACAGUGUAUAACUAAGUGGGUCAAACCACGCCCUGUGGAGACCAGCAAGCUCCAUGUGAAAAAUCACAGAUCAUCUGGCUGAUGAUUUUGCUGCAUUCCAAUAAAGGUCUAACGAGUACAAAUAGCUGAGGUAAAGCCUGUGGCUUUCUGGGCCCCACUCUGAUCAGAACUGCUGGAAGCAAAGCAAAGCAAGGCAAAGACAGGCAGUAUCCUAAAAGAGUGAGAUGGAUGCUUACUUCCUAACACUCUCCACUAGGAAAAUCUUGACUAAGGCUGAUGAGAGGAGACUGGAUUGAUAUGUAGGACUGGUAGCUAAGAAUUUAAUGUGUAUAUAUGCCCAAGAAAGCAACUGGCCAAAAGUACAUAGCUAUACUGAUCAGCUGUGGACUGGAGAUAUAUGUUCUAAUAAAUGGAAGAUUAUCGACUGGGCUAUUGCAGGAAAAACAAUCUGGUGAAGGGAGAUAUAAGAAGAAAUCAACGAGAGGAAUUUAACAAUUCAUGUAGGACAUGUACCAGCUCAUCGGAAUGGAAAGGCAGAAUAAUCUAUUUAGAACAAGAGCGAAGACAAUCUGACACCUCCCCACCCCCUAACCAAUACAGACUCUGCAGUCUUGGAAAUUCUAAGUCUCAACUUAGUUCCCUUGUCAGUUCAAUUUAAGGUUGCAGGUUGGGCAUAUGAAACCUUAGGGCAUGUGGACGUGAAUAUUCUAGGUAAGCAGAGGAGAAAGAGUGAAAAAAAAAGCUAUGAAUCAAACAAAUGAGUCAGCAAUAUGAGAUAUGUCAAAUUACUAAAAGUUUGCAUCCUCAACAAACUCAUUUUUAAGGGGAACAGGGUGGGUGCAAACCUGACAAAUGUGGUAGGUAGAUUAUAUUGGGCCAUUCUCUAGAUUUUUAAACAAAGAAUGUUGCCUUCUCCUAUAGCCAAAACCUAUAGGAUGGACAAAGACUCAAGGAUGCUAACUUUAUAUUUCUCUUUUCUAUUAUUAGAUCUGCUUUGCUGUUUUCUCUUGGCUAUGACAGUCUGUCUGAUGGUCAUUAUCAUAGCAGUUCACCACCAAUACAAAUAAGAGUAUGAUAUGUAACUUUUGUGGGAGGUUCACUAAAGGUAUCAAAAAGUAUGAUGGGAUUACUGGCUUCAUUCUGUACUUGAUCAUCAUCAUAACCAUAUCAGUGGCCUCAUUUCUCAACCAAACCAACCACAUAACCAUUGCCAACCCCUCAGGAUCCAUUGUCACAAAAAGCCCAUUUGCUAUAGCUUUUAGUAAUAUUUUAUCUACUGAGUAAAGCAGAGAGGGAUGGAGUCUGUGUCAAUCCCCAUACUAGUUGGUAGACUUGUUGAUUGUGUAGCCCAGUUAAUAAGAAUAGCUGAAGAGCUUUUAUAGCUGAUUUCACAAGAACAAGUUCCUUAUGUAGAGCAAGAUGAUAGAGCUGAACAGAGAGAAACAGAUGCAUCUCCUGAGGAAGCUUCACUACCGGACCUCGCUGAUCUCUCAGACUUAGAAUCAAUACUUACACCAAGGGAAGAUGAAGAAUUAAUCUUUGAUAUAGAUCAAGCUGUGUUAGACAUAGAUGAGUUACAUGAAAAUGUACUCUCUGGUAUAAACGAUGACUUAAGAAGUGGGUAA
This is a messenger RNA of Sus scrofa (pig), 2653 nucleotides long. RefSeq names its product TRPC5 opposite strand (gene TRPC5OS). NCBI's taxonomy places the organism in Eukaryota, Metazoa, Chordata, Mammalia, Artiodactyla, Suidae. The record is from RefSeq and is a predicted model, not a curated record.